AUGGAGGAGGUACCGGAACAGGAGCUGCCAGCCACUUACGAAUGGUUCGCUGACCAGAUUGCUGGUCAUCACCCGUCUGUAAUCAAGAAUGGCAAAAGAGAAAUAGGUCUCCUGAAGAAACGUGGCAGUGACAAGAUCUUGAAACCGAAACAAGAUGGAUUCCGAGGAGAGUGUGAGGUCAAUGUCUACAAGUUGCUGGCAAGGGCGUUGCGUCACUCGACUUCCGGAGAUGUCAACGAAGGAAGCGCGGGCGAUGCUGAUAUAGACGGAUGGCCGAGCAUCAGCAUGGAAGACGCAGAAGGUCUUGCCCGGAUGACUCCACGAUUUUAUGGACUCACUUCAGUUCCGAUUGACAAAAAAGAUGUUGACUUUCUGAUAUUGGAGGAUGUAACUUCCACGUAUUCUCGGCCUGCCAUACUCGAUGUGAAAAUGGGUCGAAUCACGUAUGAUCCCGUCGCGAAUGCAGCAAAACGAGAGAAGGAGCGACGGAAAUAUCCUCCACAGACAAUUUUGGGAUUCAGAAUUCUCGGAUACAGGAUGCACUGCAAAGACGGGAAGAUCGUCGUUAAAGAUAAAGAAUGCGGGAAAAGCUUACUAUGA
Molecule: messenger RNA, 600 nt
Organism: Cooperia oncophora
Lineage: Eukaryota; Metazoa; Nematoda; Chromadorea; Rhabditida; Trichostrongylidae
Source: the annotation of a GenBank genome assembly